AUGGGGGCCAAGGAAGAACCUUUGGAGGAGGCUCAAUCAAUCGGCGGCAAUGAGUCUGAUCGCAUCUUCUCAGAGCAGAUUCAUGGCAACGUUGUCGUUGAGGAUGUCAUAAAUUCCAUUCGUCGAUUAGAGUUCGACGACGACUCUAUCGUCAUCUUCAUCUCAGGCGUUACCUGUACCGAUGAUUGUGCGCUACCUACAGGUUCUGCUGUUGGGGUUUUUUUCAGUCCAUCAUCGCCAUUGAACCUCAGCGAGCGCGUUCCCCACCGAUUGCCACUGCUUGUUACUGUCGCCGAAAUGUAUGCCGCUAUGCGUGCGCUUGAAGAGUUUUGUUUGAUGUCAGAUAAUACAAACCUAUGGCACCCAGCAACACCUGCCUCAACUCUAGUCGCCAACAAACACGAAAAUGCUGAGACUGCCGACAAACUUUCCGAUCUUGAGGAGAAGGAACGUGACGACCGACCAGCGAGAGAAUCUACACCUUUGACAGACAACAUUUCUGAUAUUGGCUCUGAUUCUACCAUGGUGGUAACAGAUUCGGAGGAGUCGGUGAGUUAAUAGCGCGUGGAGAGACCAGUGAGCAUUGACUAAAAGCAGACUAGGAGGAUUUUGAUUAUACAAGCCACCUGCGAGACUACUUCGGCUUCAAUGAUAUGAUAGUCAGAGAAAACACGAUACCAGCUCCAAAACGUUGUUUUGGGAUCUCCCGAGUCGUCAUUGUCACAGAGUGCGAGGAACUUAUCGAUACUCUCUGCGAGGAAAAUGCAAAAGAAGUACCGAGAGGCCCGGAACCUCUGCCACAUACAUGGGGAUUGCUUAGAGAAGGGAGAAGUAUCAGUGCAAGCGUUAGCAAAUUGGAAGUGCAAAGGGAUUCUCUCCUUAAACGUCUUGAGGAUUUUUCAGCACCAGAGGUCGCAGACACACUCAAACAAAUUCAAAGUCUGGAUUCUGAGAUAGCAUGUGCGGAACGUUCGUACGCUUACACGUUUUUCAAGGCAGAGGAGGACCGAAUCAAGGAGAUCGCUUAUAUUGAAGGACUCUCGGUAGAGGAGAGCCGUAGCCUUUUGGAGCUUAAAUGGGGACUGGAUCGCGCAGCAGAGGCCGUGGAGCGUUUGUGUCCGUUGAAUAUUUGGCUGGUUGAAAAGGGCACGAUUCUUGAGGCUCGGAAUCUUGCUUUGCAAUCUCCUAUAAUUAAUCAGCCUUGA
Molecule: messenger RNA, 1205 nt
Organism: Hymenoscyphus albidus
Lineage: Eukaryota; Fungi; Ascomycota; Leotiomycetes; Helotiales; Helotiaceae
Source: the annotation of a GenBank genome assembly